Silurus meridionalis is the source of this 1693-nucleotide messenger RNA. RefSeq names its product phosphatidylinositol glycan anchor biosynthesis, class K (gene pigk). Gene Ontology annotation, biological process: protein localization to cell surface; attachment of GPI anchor to protein; proteolysis. The transcript has 11 exons. Gene Ontology annotation, cellular component: GPI-anchor transamidase complex. Gene Ontology annotation, molecular function: GPI-anchor transamidase activity. NCBI's taxonomy places the organism in Eukaryota, Metazoa, Chordata, Actinopteri, Siluriformes, Siluridae. The record is from RefSeq and is a predicted model, not a curated record. Bases 54 to 1229 code for a protein of 391 amino acids.
CUUCCGGGUUUGGGAGGAGACGCUGUCAGAGCUCUCAAUAGCUGCUAGCCGAAAUGGGAACUUUUCUAUUUAUAACACUGUACGCUUUAAUAAACUGUUUGGUGGUCUUUCCAGUCGCGCACAGCAACAGUUUUGAGACCAAAGCCACGCAGUUCUUCAGCAGCGGCCACACCAACAACUGGGCAGUGCUGGUCUGCACCUCAAGAUUUUGGUUCAACUAUCGGCACGUUGCCAACGUACUGUCCGUGUACCGCAGUGUGAAGAGACUGGGCAUCCCAGACAGUCACAUCGUCCUGAUGUUAGCCGAUGACAUGGCCUGCAACCACAGGAACCCCAAACCUGCCACCGUCUUCAGCCACAAGAACAUGGAGCUGAAUGUGUACGGAGACGACGUAGAGGUCGAUUACCGCGGAUACGAGGUGACAGUGGAGAAUUUUCUGAGAGUGCUGACAGGGCGGCUCCCGGCGAGUUCACCUCGCUCCAAACGCUUACUCAGUGACGACCGCAGCAACAUCCUCAUCUACCUGACGGGUCAUGGCGGGAACGGCUUCCUGAAGUUCCAGGACUCGGAGGAGAUCAGCAACGUGGAGCUGGCCGAUGCGUUCGAGCAGAUGUGGCAGAAACGGAGGUAUAACGAGCUGCUGUUUAUAAUCGACACCUGCCAGGGGGCGUCCAUGUACGAGAGGUUCUACUCGCCCAACAUCAUGGCUCUGGCCAGCAGCCAAGUCGGAGAGGACUCGCUUUCACACCAGCCGGACCUCGCUAUCGGAGUCCAUCUGAUGGACAGGUACACCUUCUACCUGCUGGAGUUCCUGGAAGAAGUCCAUCCUGCCAGUCAGGCCAAUAUGAAUGAUCUGUUUAAGGUGUGUCCCCAAAGCCAGUGUGUGUCGACUCCGGGCCACCGUACCGACCUGUUCCAGCGAGACCCCGGCAGCGUCCUGAUCACCGACUUCUUCGGCAGCGUGCGCAAAGUGGAGCUGACACGCGAGCUGGUGGAGCUGAGCGCCCCCGUCUGGGAAACAUCCACGGCCACGCCUGGAGCUCAGAAAAACGAGACGAGCGAGGUGCUUUCGUACGUCGAUCAGUUACCAGUGUCUGAGAUCAUUCAUCAGAAACCCAAGCAGAAGGACUGGCAUCCCCCGGAUGGCUUCAUCCUCGGCCUGUGGACGCUCAUCCUGCUCGUCUUCUUCAAAACCUACGGCAUCAAACACCUCAAACACAUCUUCUGAUGUUCUUUCAGACGUCCCUGAGCUCUGAGCGUCUAUUCCUUUCAGGUCCACGCUGUAAUCUGGUUGUAUUUCAGCACUUUUUUUGUUGGACAGCGGCUCCCUUUUUUUUACCUUUAAUCCUCAGGUACAGUCGACCGAGGACAAACUCGAGUUCAGCGCUCGCAAAAAAAACUCACCUUCGAUCUCGGUGUAUGAAAUUCGCUUCUUUUCACGUAGCUACAUGCGUCCCAGCGACCCCUAGUGGCCAGUUGAGCACGUCUUAAUUGUUCGGUUGGUAUUGGUACGGUUUAUUCACGCCCCGCAGGAUCAGAAUUUGCCGGUACGGGGAUUUCACAUGUAAAUCAUAGAUGGAGUGGCAUCAGGUUUGGAGCUGGAAAGAAGCAAAUGCAAAGAUACCAAAAAUGUUGGUGAUGAACGUGUGUAAAUAUGAAAUGUUUUUUUUUUUUUUUUUUUUUUUAUUAAUU